AUGGGGCAAAGCGUUAGAUGUGCUACAGAUCCUUGGCUUCUGGGAAACACUACUUUUACUCCUUACCACUAUGGAGGGGAUCCCCUUUUCACGGUGGCUCAUUACAUUACCAAUGAUAGACAAUGGGAUUUAAGGAUUCUGGAAGAUCAUUUUGGGAAUAUUAAUGAUAUUGAACGCAUUCUUUCCAUACCGCUUGCUCCCACUCCUAGAGAGGACACGCUCAUCUGGCGCCACUCAGACACAAGCUAUUACACAAUGAAAUCGGGCUACCACUUAGCGGCAAGUUUGGAAUCUAUGGAGGCUGAUUCCCCUUCAUCAUCUAAUCGUCAAUGGUGGAAUCGUUUCUGGUCUCUAAAAUUAACUAAGAAAGUCAAGAUUUUUGCAUGGCGUUUUAUUAAUGAUGCUCUCCCAACGACUGCCAAUUUGAUGCAUCCUGUAUGGAAGAUAUCAAAGUGCCAAGUUUUGAUGCCCAACAUAGGUAACCUUAAAGGGUAUGAUAUUUUUUCCUAUCUUGCUACUGUCAACAAAGAUGCUGAUUUGGAGAGAAUUAUAUGUAUUAUGUGGUGUAUUUGGUCUGAAAGAAAUAAGGAGAUUCAUGGUUCUAAGCCUAAGAUUGCGGAGGUGAUUUGUAGCUAUUUAGACUCAUAUCUUGCUCAAUAUCGCAAAGCUACUGCUGCUACCAUACCGUCCCAAACAACUGCUGCAAUAAAUUGCAAUAAUCAGUCGACUUCUUCUUCCUUCAAACAAACCAUUUCGAAAUGGCAGCCACCAGGAAAAGACAUGUACAAGUUGAAUAUAGAUGCUGCUAUUGAUUCAAAUGGUGCUAUCAUCGGUGUGGGCACUCUUAUUCGAACAGAUGAAGGUGUUGUUGUUGCAGGCCUCUCCAAAGCUCUCAAAGGCUGCUGCUCACCAAAGGAAAUGGAAGCCUUGGCCAUGUUUUACAGCUUGCAAUGGGCAUUGAUGCAUCAAUUUCCACUUCAUUUCAUUGAAUCCGAUUCUCUCUUAUUGAUUAAUGCUCUAAAUUGUCCAUCUUCUACUAAGUGUAUAACUCUUUUUCAUGAUUUGGUAGAGGAUAUUAAUUAUCUUACGUCCUUUUUUCCUAGAAUAAAGGUAUCUCAUGUUAAAGAGAUGCUAACCAAGCGGCCCAUGAUUUAG
Molecule: messenger RNA, 1155 nt
Organism: Cannabis sativa
Lineage: Eukaryota; Viridiplantae; Streptophyta; Magnoliopsida; Rosales; Cannabaceae
Exons: 2
Coding region: 1-1155 (384 amino acids)
Molecular function (GO): nucleic acid binding; RNA-DNA hybrid ribonuclease activity
Source: RefSeq, a predicted model, not a curated record